AGAAUUCACAUGACCCAUUUCAUAAAUUCUUGUAUUUAUAACUCGCAUUCAUUUUUGCCGACUAAUUAUCCCAAAUUGGUCUCACAACACAGUAAUUAGGCAACAAUUGAAUUGUUUUCUUCUCAACCGUCAUGUAACUAGAAAUAUAGAAAUUAAUAAGUCAUGCAAUUACACGUUAGAGUCAUCAUCAGUUAGUUAACACUUUUGUAGUUUUUUUUUAUAAUAUAUUGGUGUCAAAGCACACUUUGUAAUUGAUUUUAAUUCCCUUUAGGACUUGAAUAAUGAAAAAAGCCUUCUGGGUUUUGGUGGGUUUUAGCUAAAGUUUCAAGCUUUGUUGUUUGUUGUCUUUGAAUAAUCAAUGGAAGGAAGUGAUAUAUACAGAGCAAGCAAUACUUUAAGAACAAGAAGUUCAACACUUUGGAGAAACAGAACAAGCAGAGAGGUUUUCUCAAAUGAAAGAGAAGAAGAAGAUGAUGAAGAAGCUCUUAAAUGGGCCUCACUUGAGAAGUUACCAACAUAUAAUCGUUUGAGAAAAGGGUUAUUAACCACAUCUAGAGGUGUGUCUAAUGAGAUUGACAUCACUGAGCUUGGGUUCCAAGAUAGGCAGAAGCUUCUAGAUAGAUUGAUCAAGGUUGCUGAAGAGGAUAAUGAGAACUUCUUGUUGAAGCUCCGAGAAAGGAUUGAUAGAGUUGGAAUUGACAUUCCAACGAUUGAAGUUCGAUUUGAGCACCUAAAUGUUGAGGCUGAAGCUUAUGUGGGGAGUAGAGCAAUGCCUACUUUCAUAAACUUUGCUACUAAUCUAGUUGAGAGUGUUUUGACUUUUUUCCACAUUCUCCCAAGCAAAAAGAAACAAUUGACUAUCCUCAAAGAUGUUAGUGGAAUAAUUAAACCUCGUAGGAUGACAUUGCUUCUUGGUCCUCCAAGUUCUGGAAAAACCACUCUUCUUCUAGCUUUAUCAGGAAAACUUGAUCCAAGUCUCAAGGUAUCUGGAAAAGUGAGUUAUAAUGGACAUGAAAUGAAUGAGUUCGUACCUCAAAGAACUGCUGCAUAUAUUAGUCAACAUGAUGUUCAUAUUGGAGAAAUGACUGUUAGAGAAACGUUGACUUUUUCAGCAAGGUGCCAAGGAGUUGGAUCACGUUAUGACUUGCUAUCUGAGUUGUCUAGAAGAGAGAAAGAAGCAAAGAUUAAACCUGAUGUUGAUAUUGAUGUUUACAUGAAGGCCACUGCAACCGGAGGACAAGAAGCAAGCUUGGUAACAGAUUAUGUACUAAAGAUUUUGGGUUUGGAUAUUUGUGCCGAUACAAUUGUAGGGAACGAGAUGUUGCGCGGUAUAUCGGGAGGACAACGAAAACGAGUUACGACAGGAGAAAUGCUAGUUGGACCAACAAAUGCUCUGUUCAUGGAUGAAAUCUCAACUGGUUUGGAUAGCUCCACUACUUUUCAGAUUGUGAAUUCUUUAAAGCAAUAUGUUCACAUUCUUAAUGGAACUGCGUUGAUCUCGUUGCUACAACCGGCACCGGAAACUUACGAACUUUUUGAUGACAUUGUUUUAAUCUCUGAUGGUGAAAUUGUCUACCAAGGACCCCGUGAACAUGUUCUUGAUUUUUUUGAGUAUGUGGGUUUCAAGUGCCCUGAGAGAAAAGCUGUUGCUGAUUUCCUUCAAGAAGUAACUUCUAAAAAGGAUCAAGAACAAUAUUGGGCACGCAAAGAUCAACCUUACAGAUUUAUAACCGUUACUGAAUUCGUGGAAGCGUUUCAGUCGUUCCACGUCGGUAGAAGAAUGGGGGAUGAGCUUGCAACUCCAUUUGACAAGUCUUUGAAUCACCCAGCUGCAUUGACAACUAACAAGUAUGGCAUCAGCAAGAAGGAGUUGUUAAAGGCUAAUUUUUCAAGAGAGUAUUUACUUAUGAAAAGGAACUCUUUUGUUUACAUCUUCAAGUUAUUCCAGCUUACCCUGAUUGCCAUAAUUGAAAUGACACUGUUCCUAAGAACUAAGAUGCAUCGAGAAUCAGUUAUUGAUGGAAUAGUUUAUUCGGGUGCUCUAUUUUUCUCAGUAGUAAUGGUUAUGUUCAAUGGAAUGGCUGAGAUUUCAAUGACGAUUGCAAAGCUUCCUGUGUACUACAAGCAAAGGGAUCAUCUAUUCUACCCUCCAUGGGCAUAUGCUAUACCUAAUUGGAUCCUUAAAAUCCCAAUUUCACUUUUGGAAGUUGCUGAUUGGAUAAUUCUCACAUAUUAUGUCAUUGGAUAUGAUCCAAAUAUUUGGAGAUUCUUGAAGCAAUACCUGGUGCUAUUUCUGGCAAGCCAAAUGGCUUCUAGUUUAUUCCGAGCAAUCGCCGCAAUAGGCAGGAAUCUCAUCGUCGCUAACACAUUUGGAUCAUUUGCACUUCUUGCUGUUUUUGUAUUGGGCGGUUUUGUUCUUUCAAGAAAGGACAUCAAUGACGGGUGGAUUUGGGGUUUUUGGAUUUCACCAAUGAUGUAUGCUCAAAAUGCUAUAGUGGUUAAUGAAUUCCUUGGAAAUAGUUGGAACAAGUUCACCCCUAACUCAAACAAGACACUUGGAGUUCAAUCACUAGAGGCUCGUGGAUUCUUCACAAAAGCUUAUUGGUAUUGGAUUGGAGUUGGGGCAUUAAUUGGAUUUACAUUCAUUUUCAACAUUGUAUACACCCUGGCUCUUACAUUCCUCAAUUCAUUUGAGAAGCAACAAGCAACAAUAAUUGAUGAGUGUGAAGGCAAAACAAGUAAUGGCAUAGCUCAAGAAGUUCAAUUACCACGCAUAGAAAGUUCAACAAGAGUUAGUGCUUCAAGCAAAAGCAGCAAUAAUGGGAAGAAAAAAGGCAUGGUUCUUCCUUUUGAGCCACAUUCUAUCACCUUUGACCAAGUUGUAUACUCCGUUGAUAUGCCUCAGGAAAUGAAGAAUCAAGGUGUGGUAGAAGAUAGGUUAGUGCUUCUUAAAGGUGUUAGUGGUGCAUUUAGGCCUGGUGUUCUCACAGCUUUGAUGGGUGUAAGUGGAGCCGGAAAAACUACUUUGAUGGAUGUUCUCGCCGGUCGGAAAACCGGUGGAUAUAUCGACGGAAGCAUAAAAAUUUCAGGAUACCCUAAGAAGCAAGAAACAUUUGCUAGAAUUUCAGGUUAUUGUGAGCAAACUGAUAUCCACUCUCCUCAUGUUACUGUCUAUGAAUCCUUACUCUAUUCAGCAUGGCUUCGUUUACCCAUCGAAGUUGAUUCCGAUACAAGAAAGAUGUUUAUUGAGGAAGUCAUGGAGCUUGUGGAAUUGAACUUGUUGAGGAACUCGCUAGUUGGAUUGGCUGGAGUAAGUGGACUCUCAACUGAACAACGCAAGAGAUUAACCAUAGCGGUUGAAUUAGUGGCUAAUCCAUCCAUAAUUUUCAUGGAUGAGCCUACUUCCGGUUUAGAUGCUAGAGCCGCCGCCAUCGUUAUGAGGACGGUUAGGAAUACAGUUGACACCGGAAGAACAGUUGUUUGCACCAUCCAUCAACCAAGCAUCGACAUAUUUGAAGCUUUCGAUGAGUUAUUCCUAUUGAAACGUGGAGGACAAGAAAUCUAUGUUGGACCGUUGGGUCGUCACUCGAGUCAAUUGAUCAAGUAUUUUGAGAGCAUUGAUGGUGUUAGUAAAAUCAAAGAUGGUUAUAACCCAGCAACUUGGAUGUUAGAAGUUACAACUCCAGCACAAGAGCUAAAUCUAGGUGUUGAUUUUCAUGAGAUAUACAAAAAUUCUGAUUUGUACAGGAGGAAUAAGAACCUUAUAGCAGAAUUGGGAAACCCUGCCCCUGCUUCAAAGGAUCUAUAUUUUCAAACUCAAUAUUCGCAACCGUUUCUGGUUCAAUGCCUAGCUUGCCUAUGGAAACAACAUUGGUCGUACUGGCGCAAUCCGCCGUACACGGCAGUUCGGUUUUUUACCACCAUGUUCAUAUCCUUGAUCUUUGGGACAAUAUUUUGGAAUCUUGGAGACAAAUAUUCAAGCAGCCAAGAUCUUUCCAAUGCCAUGGGUUCAAUGUAUGUUGCUGUUUUGUUCAUAGGAAUUCAGAAUUCAGCCUCUGUACAACCAGUGGUAGCAAUUGAAAGAACUGUCUUUUAUAGAGAAAGAGCUGCUGGAAUGUAUUCUGCUUUACCUUAUGCAAUUGCACAGAUUAUGAUAGAGCUACCUUAUAUUUUUGCCCAAGCUAUAACAUACGGUGUGAUAGUUUAUGCCAUGGUUGGAUUCGAGUGGAAUGUGAAGAAAUUCUUUUGGUAUUUAUUUUUUAUGUAUUUCACAUUUUGCUACUUCACCUUCUAUGGAAUGAUGGCUGUGGCAGCAACACCAAAUCAGCAUAUUGGUUCCAUUGUGGCUGCUGCUUUUUAUGGAAUAUGGAACGUCUUUUCAGGAUUUGUUAUUCCUCAUACAAGGAUGCCAGUGUGGUGGAAGUGGUACUAUUGGGUAUGUCCUGUGUCAUGGACCUUAUAUGGAUUGGUUGCAUCACAAUUUGGAGACAUAACUCAUAUAAUGGAAUCAGAACAUGUUUCAGUGCAACAUUUCAUAAGAAGUUAUUAUGGUUUCAAGCAUGAUUUUAUAGGAGUUUGUGCAAUUAUGGUUUCUGGAUUUGCAGUCUUAUUUGCACUCAUUUUUGCUGUUGCAAUCAAGCUCUUUAACUUUCAAAAACGAUAGAUAGAUAGAUAGUUAGACGGUGAAAACUCAGGUGCAGUCGACUUCACGUGAAGUUGAUACCUCAGAACCGUUAGAUAAUUUGACUGAUUUGACUAAAUUUUCAUCUAACGGUUCUGAGGUAUCAAUUUCACAUGAAAUCGACUUCAUCUGAGUUUUCACCUAGAUAGAUAGAUAUUUUCAUACAUCUUGAAGUACGUACUUUCAUAUUUCUAUUUUUUAUUUUUUUGAAAAGGUAUAUUUGUAUUUGUUAUGUUGAUGUACUACUAGACUUAGUUUCUCUUAUUUAAAAUUUAAAGUUUCAUUCAU
Molecule: messenger RNA, 4969 nt
Organism: Arachis ipaensis
Lineage: Eukaryota; Viridiplantae; Streptophyta; Magnoliopsida; Fabales; Fabaceae
Product: pleiotropic drug resistance protein 1-like
Cellular component (GO): membrane
Molecular function (GO): ATP hydrolysis activity; ABC-type transporter activity; ATP binding
Source: RefSeq, a predicted model, not a curated record